This is a messenger RNA of Paramecium sonneborni, 801 nucleotides long. The record is from the annotation of a GenBank genome assembly. NCBI's taxonomy places the organism in Eukaryota, Ciliophora, Oligohymenophorea, Peniculida, Parameciidae.
AUGAAUUAAAAUGGAGAAAUCUUUUAACUCAGAAAAUAAGUAACCUAAUAAGAAAAUCAAAUCAAAUAGUUUUAAAAUGAAAUUGAAAAAACUAAAUAAGGAUGUGAAAUAGAUUAAGUUGAAAAUAAAAAAUUAUACGAGAUGACUCAAAUAAAUUUAAAAUUAAGUUAAGUAAUUGAUGAAAAAGAACAAAAGAUUCAUUUAUUAAAACAUGACUUAGAAGUAUCACAAAUUAAAGUUGAUGAAAUUGAAAAAGUUAAUAAUAAUUUAUUAAAUAAGCUAAAUGAGAGAUAUCAAAUUUUUUAAUCUUAAUCAGAAUAGUUUUCAAAAUCUCUUAUAUCAUCUGAAACUCUCUUUUCUUAGAAUGUUGAAAAUGAUUAUUAUCAAUAGUAACUCUAAAUAUUGUAAAAUAAAUAUGAUGAUAUUCUUAAAGAAAAUUAAAUCUUAUUAAAUAAUUCCAGUUAAAUAGAAGAAUAUAAAAAUAAAGUAGCAUUAUUAUCUUUAGAAGUUUCUCGAUAUCAUAAUUUAUAAAAAGGAUCCCCUUCUUAAAAUUUUAUUCAAAGCCCUAGAGUUGAAAAUCAAGUUAUGAUUAAUAAAAUAAGCUUGAAUUAAGAAAAAGAAAGUCGUAUUAAAACCGAACAUGUUUUUGAUAAUAACUAUAAAGACAGUGAUUUUUAUUGUUUGUUAGUUUUAUUGUUCGCAGAAAUUGAAUCUCUAAGAACAAAAUUAGAUGAAAAAAAAAUAGAAGAUAGAUCAUAAGUUUAAUAAAUUAUAGAAUUUUACCGUCCCAAAGCCUAAUGA